AUGCUCGGCCAGGCUGUCAAGUUCGAGUUGCUAGCCAGCUGGAAACCGCAAUAUACAGCAAUAUGGGCUGCGAUUAUUACCACCGCCGGCAUUGCUACGCUACUCGCGUUGCUGGCCUCGUACUUGAAGCCUGCCGGAAAACGAAGAGGCACGUCGGGCAGGAAGUCGAAACUGCCACCUGGUCCACGCGGGUUGCCUAUUAUAGGAUCCAUGCACAAUCUGGCAACGGCCAGGCAUGACCCGGAUCAUACAUACGUGAGUUUCUUCAUCAUCCUCAUGGCCAUCCAUUUGCUCAUUGGUGAUAAGCUACGAUCGUUGGCCAACUACGGAGAAAUGGCCACAGUCCACAUCGGCGCCAAAUCCUGGAUCUUCCUAAACAGUCACCGUGUCGUGUCCGAAAUCAUCGCCAAGCGCGGCAGCGCCACCAACACGCGAUCCCCCAUGCCCAUUGCCAGCGGCAUUGUAAGCAAAAACGGCCGCUCGCUCGUGUUGCCGCAAGAGCAGUGGAUGGAACGUCGCCGCGUCAUGCACAGCCUUCUCAACGGCAGUUCGCUACACCAAUACGGCGAAUGGCAGGAACUCGAAAGCACGCAGAUGAUGGCCGAGUACCUUUUCAAACCGCAGCUCUGGUACAAGCACCACUACCGGUACGCCAACUCGGUGAUCCACCGCAUCGCUCUCGGUGAGCGCCUGAACAAAUCGACGCAAGAGCUGGCAGACCUGCAAAACUGCGUCACCUUCUUCGUGGGAAGCAUCGGUGCCAGCGUCGUUGACUGGUUCCCGCAGCUGACAACCCUACCGAGGCCGCUGCAGCUCUGGCAACCGCACUGGCAGAGGCUGGCCGACUGGAACUACGACGUCUACAGCAAGUGGUGGGUGCCUGUACGGGAGCAAGUGAAGGAUGGGACCGCGCCGCCGUCGUUUGCGCGCGAUGUGCUGCUGAAUGAAGAUACAAAGUUCAAAGGGAGUGACGAUGACGCAAUGUAUGUGGCCAUGCAGCUCAUCGAGGCAGGAAGCGAUACCACGCGCGAGGCGCUCAACAUCAUGGUCAUGGCUGCAGUGGAAUAUCCCGAGCCGUUCCACAAGGCAAGGGAUGAGGUUGAUCGCGUCUGUGGCACGGCGGAUGAAGCGCGUCUGCCUCAGCUGUCGGAUAUGGACAGUUUGCGGUACAUCUGCGCCAUGGCCAAGGAGGUGCUGCGGUGGAGACCCAUUUUCAUCCUAACUCCAGAACACACUUCGACGCAGGAUAUUGAGUUUGAGGAAUACUACUUCCCCGCGGGCACUGGAUUUGUCAUCAAUGAGGUUCCUGUUGGAAAUGAGUGUGAGCAUCCAGAGGCCUUCUACCCAGAGAGGUGGAUGGACGGCAAGGAGACGGACAUUGCGCAUGGUCUGUGGCAGUUUGGUGGGGGGCGUCGCAUCUGCGUCGGCUAUCGUCUGGCACAGAGGAGCUUGUUUUUGAAUAUAGCAAGACUUGUCCAGUGUAUCGACUACGAACCGUAUGGACCCUAUAAUUCGAAAUGCCUGUAUUUAGAGUCACUUGACGAGCCGUUUCCUGUCACGGCUUCGUUCAGGGGUGAGGAGUACGAGAAUCUGGUAAAGCGCGAGGCUACUAGACUGCACGUUCUUGAAGAUGCAAAGCUCAAUCGGCAGUAA
Messenger RNA from Cordyceps fumosorosea ARSEF 2679, 1653 nucleotides. RefSeq names its product Cytochrome P450. The coding region runs from base 1 to 1653 and encodes 550 amino acids. Gene Ontology annotation, molecular function: iron ion binding; oxidoreductase activity, acting on paired donors, with incorporation or reduction of molecular oxygen; heme binding. Lineage: Eukaryota; Fungi; Ascomycota; Sordariomycetes; Hypocreales; Cordycipitaceae. The transcript is spliced from 2 exons. The record is from RefSeq and is a predicted model, not a curated record.